Arabidopsis lyrata subsp. lyrata is the source of this 625-nucleotide messenger RNA. RefSeq names its product stress-response A/B barrel domain-containing protein HS1. Gene Ontology annotation, biological process: pollen tube adhesion. The record is from RefSeq and is a predicted model, not a curated record. Lineage: Eukaryota; Viridiplantae; Streptophyta; Magnoliopsida; Brassicales; Brassicaceae. Bases 53 to 385 code for a protein of 110 amino acids. The transcript is spliced from 2 exons.
UAGACUUGUGUGAGUUGAGAGAGAGAUCAGUGGAGAUCGCAGAGGAUCAAAAAUGGCGGAAGCUAAGGGAGCGGUGGUGAAGCACGUAUUGCUUGCUAAGUUCAAAGAUGGCGUAAGCCCUGAGACAAUCGAAGAGCUUAUCAAAGGUUACGCCAAUCUCGUCAAUCUCAUCGAACCUAUGAAAGCUUUCCACUGGGGAGAAGAUGUGAGCAUUGAGAAUCUGCAUCAAGGUUACACACACAUCUUUGAAUCCACAUUUGAGACCAAAGAAGCUGUUGCAGAGUACAUUGCUCAUCCUGCUCACGUUGAAUUCGCCACCAUCUUUCUUGGCAGCUUGGAUAAAGCAUUGGUUAUUGACUACAAGCCUACCUCUGUCUCUCUCUAAUUAUGUGUUGCAGCAGCAUUUUCCUCUUUCAUCUUUUUUUCUCGGGUAUGUAUGUCGAAUAAAGCUAUUUCUUUUUGCGUUAUGAUGGCCUUUGGUUUUCCUGCAUUGUUCUCAUGAUUCUGUGUGAAUUUCUUCUAUCUCUCUUUUUUUUUUUUUUUUGGGUUCCUUCUGUUGCAUUAGACUUGAUGUGUAAAAGAUCAUGAGUUUACUUGAUAAUGAAGAGUGUUUGAUUUCAGAUUA